Messenger RNA from Cyclopterus lumpus (lumpfish), 1014 nucleotides. RefSeq lists its product as uncharacterized. The transcript is spliced from 2 exons. Gene Ontology annotation, biological process: negative regulation of signal transduction. Lineage: Eukaryota; Metazoa; Chordata; Actinopteri; Perciformes; Cyclopteridae. The record is from RefSeq and is a predicted model, not a curated record. Gene Ontology annotation, cellular component: cytoplasm. The coding region runs from base 72 to 677 and encodes 201 amino acids.
CACGGCUCACCGCUGCGAGCUGGACACAGUUGCUCCAUGGAGACACCGGAGCGCGACCAACGGAAAGCAGGAUGGUCCAUACCGGACACGGACUGCCCGUCCCGGCGGAGGACGACAGCGUCGUAGAGAUGAUCGGAAAGUACUUCCUCCAGCUCACGUCGCCGGGCCGAGAGACGAGCGCAGCCCGGCGGGGCAGCGUCGAGAGCUGCGACGAGAGGGAGAACAACUCGCCAGCCAACAUGGACGAUGGUUUGGAGCACGGAGAGUGGCUCCUGCAGCAGGACGUGACCCGACAGAUCGAGCACUGCCUGACGGAGGCCAAGGCGUCCGCCCUCCACUGCGGGAUGCUGCUGCUGCCCCGCCAGAUGACCGCCAGGGUCGGCCAGGACGUGGUGCGCUCCUCUGCGGAUGAGCCCUGCGGCCUCCGGGGCGCCUCCAUCAAAGUCUAUGUGGACGGCAAAGACGGCCUGACGCCUGCAGGGGGCGUCCUCCUGGACCCGAGCGUCACCCCGACGUUUGAACUGUCCGUGAUCUUCAAGGCGGAGCGGGCCGGUGGCUGGCCCCCGCUCAAGGUCAUGUUCGAUACCCACAAAGUGUUGAAGCUGAGGCCAGAGUACCGGCUGGUGAAGAGGAAGCUCUACUCCUCAGCCAGCCCCGUCAUCCAUGACUUCAACUAGUUAAGAAUGUAAACUCGUUUCAACAUACCUCUUUUGUUGUUAAUUGUUGUUUCUCAACUUCGUCAGGCAAAGGUUCGGCCUGGACUGCACUGGAGUUUUGCUGCGUUAUAUUUCCUCAAGAAUUGGGUUGUUUAUUCCUGUAUGAAUGUCUGGCUUGGAGCAGGAGGUCCAACCAGUUGAACACAGUAUGUUGCACAGAAUGGAUGAAUGUUAAAAGUGUUCACUCUUAAACAUGAAAGCUUCCUUCCAGGAUCGGGCUGGUCUCACUCCUGAAUUGGGCUGUACUUUAUUUUAAAAUAUUUAUGCAAUUGUAAAAAAAUUAAAAUGUUCACUAUUU